Mesorhabditis belari is the source of this 2139-nucleotide messenger RNA. The record is from the annotation of a GenBank genome assembly. Lineage: Eukaryota; Metazoa; Nematoda; Chromadorea; Rhabditida; Rhabditidae.
AUGGCCGAAAAACGAAAGCUACUGAGUGAAAUCGACAAGUGCUUUAAAAAGAUCGAUGAAGGCGUGGAAGAGUUUGAAAUGAUUAUGAACAAAAUGCAAGAUGCAAACUCGGACAAUCAAAGGGACAAAUAUCAGGAUGAUUUGAAAAGAGAAAUCAAGAAACUACAAAGGCUUCGUGAUUCUUUGAAAGGCUGGCAAAAUAAUCCGGACAUAAAGGACAAGGACAAGUUGAUACAAUAUCGACGAUUGAUUGAACUACGAAUGGAACAAUUCAAGGACAUUGAAAGAGAAAACAAAACGAAGCCGCAUUCAAAAGUUGGACUUUGUGCAGAAGAGAAAGUCGAUCCAAAAGAACGAGAAAAAGGAGAAACAACCGAGUGGUUGCAGAAUAUGAUCAAUGAUUUGGAAGUUGAAGUGGAUCGAACGGAAACUUUAAUAGAAAGUCAAUCUCAAGCGGAAGUUACGACGAAAAAAGGACGAAAAGGAAAAGAUGAUUCAAAGAAGAGCGAAUCUAUGAAAAAGCUGGAAGACCUGAAGAAGCAUCACGAACGAAUGAAGUUUCACAUUCAACGAUUGGAGCUUUGUAUGCGGUUAGUUAGCAAUGAAACACUGGAACCUCGACAAGUCUUAGAAUCACUGAAAGAUCAAGUGGAAAUGUUUGUGGCUAGUCUGGACCCCGAUUAUGAUGGUGAAAAUGGACCAUCUGAGGCGUUGGACCCUGAAGGUGCUUAUGAGGAGCUGGACCUUGGCUCGUAUGCAACAACUUUGGGCGGAGUGGUUCAUGUGUCUUCAAUCGAUCAUGAAAACGAAAGACAUGGAGAAUAUGAUAACGGAAUUCUACAAGAAAAUGGACAUAUCUUGGAUGAAGAACUGCCCAAGUCACGACACGGCAGUGCGGAAGCAGCUCCGUUGAGUCCCGCUUUGCUCACGAAGAAGGUAUCCACCACAAUGAUGCACAAGCCGGUGUUAAGGGAAUUGUCUACCGAUUCCCCGCUUACCUCGAUUGUUACGACGACGCCGGCGCCUAGCCCAGCCCAGUCAGUUCCAUCUCACUCUCAGCCGCAAACUCCAGUAGCUCCACCACCGGGAAUCCCAUACAAUUCAAUCGUUACAUCUGGGUUACGCUCUACGCCACCAGCAAUAGAAGUGAAAACCCCACCACCCAUGUCGACCGCAAAAACGAAUACAAUCAUUCAACCAGCAAAGACACAGCCACAACAACGAACGAUGUCUUUCACAACGGUGACAACCAGUACAAUGACACCGGCAACAGCUACUGGAUCCCGACCGUCAUCGCCACGAAAUAAUGAGAAUCACAGUCCGCCUUCAGCUCCUACGGCCACCGCUAACGUUUCCACCACUCACCAAACGUUUACAAAUGUGGCCGCCAAAAAUACUGAGGACACUCUCAAGACGCUGACCAAGCAAAUGAAUACGGUUGAAAUUGGUUUCAAUUCGGAUCCUCUUGCCAUGCCGUCUCAAAUGCUACAUCAUUCACCAGUUGAAGGAGGUUCUUUGUCGUCUGCUAAGGGACUUUCAUUUACGAGCGAUUCGCCAACAAUGAAUUCUCAAAUGCCUGGCACUGAGGAUGCAUUCCGGCAAAUUCUGCGAACAUCUCAGACGGAUAACACGAAGAGUGCUUCAUUAAAGGCCUUGAUACCACCUUGGCUGGGUGCUUCACCGUUGGGUCGAACGGCUCCAAAUUCCGAGCUAGAAGCGCAGGUUCUCUCGAUUGAUCAGGUUCUCAUGCGGUGUCCACCAUAUUUGGAAUCUGAAAGACCGAGAUGCUACUUGCCCAAGUUGAGUUGUUCUACACCAGCUUACUACCCAACAAACACCCUUGCACAUGUCGAUACACUGGAGUACUAUUUGCGUCUUUCACCCGAAGUUCUCUUCUUCGCUUUUUAUUAUAUGGAGGGAUCUCGUGCACAAUUGCUAGCGGCAAAGGCAUUGAAACGGUUAUCUUGGCGUUUUCACACAAAAUAUUUGAUGUGGUUUCAAAGACACGAAGAACCGAAAGAAAUUACGGACGAUUUUGAAAGAGGAACUUAUAUCUAUUUUGAUUACGAAAAGUGGGCACAACGGAAAAAGGAAUCAUUUGUCUUUGAGUAUCGAUAUUUGGAAGACAAGGAUUUCGAU